Messenger RNA from Parnassius mnemosyne (clouded apollo), 1014 nucleotides. NCBI's taxonomy places the organism in Eukaryota, Metazoa, Arthropoda, Insecta, Lepidoptera, Papilionidae. The record is from the annotation of a GenBank genome assembly.
AUGGACGUAAUUAACAUCGGUGAAAUAAAAGAUGGCGACCAACCGAGGCCCCUUUUAAUUAUGGAGGCGCCACCUAUACUUGAAGUGUGUAAACAAAAAUUUGAAGGCAAUAAAAAGAAGAGGAGGCGCGGGAAAUCUAAACGAAAAAUAAUGAAACCAUUUCCCAAAAUCCCUUGGCAAGAACGGAGAAAGAACGACCAAACUAAAAGGAAUAAUAGAUUUCGUAAAAUAGUAUUGGCUAAAACACACGCACCUUUUAACAACAAUCAGUUUCUAAUGGAAAUUCAUAAACCGGUACCUGAAGAUAAUUUCCAUAAUUUAAGAACACCAUCUGCACGCACUCGCGAUUCCAGUUUUAGCGUUGAUUCCGAAGAUAAUUAUUUUUAUUCAUUACCAGAAGAUGAAGAAGAGUACUUGACAAAGGAAUUUUCAAGUGUUUAUGAAGAUGCACAAAGUGAACGUUUAUCCAAUAUGUCGAAAAACGAGCUAAUUGAAGAAUAUCUCUUACUUGAAGCAAAAUAUGAUAAUCUUGUAAAAAGAACCGAACGUUCUAAGGCAAAAGAAGUGGAGUCGGAAAAUGCUAACAUAACGGAUAAAGACACAUCUAUUACAGACAAGGACAGCAUGCUCACUGAUCCAGACACAUCUGAAGCUUCAAUUGCCUCUGGUUCCAUGGAUGGGUCUUCAGUUGCGGAUUUAAUGCAACGCCUUAAAGAACAGGAAGGACAAAUUCGUGAACUUCAGGUGGCAAAUGAAAAGUUAAGGUUGGAGAAUGAACAUUUGCGUCAACACUCGCAAGAUUCUAGUGAAGAUUCUGAAACUGAUAGUUCAUCCAGUUCAGAUAGUGACAGUAGCUCAAGCCACAGUGAUAGCCCUGGCUCCGAGUUACCCAUUACUGAUUGUGAAAAUUUACCAGUUGAAAAUGAAGAUCAAACAAAUGGUGUCCAAGAAGUAACUGAAGACUUGCAGUCUACUCACCCAGUUGUCAAUGGUUUCCAUAGUCCAAGUGAAUAG